AUGGCUCGUGAACUACCCGCCGUCGAACACUUAGGGUACAGUCUCAACAUGCUUGAAGUUACCCCUGCCGACAUUAACUCGCUUACCGUAGCCGUCAAGAGAGGUCGCCGAAUCCUGCAGUUUUACCCCGAUGAAGAUACUCGCGAAGUUACCAUCGGUAAAGAGGUCUAUAACGUCCCCCGUUGCAUUGGAAUCUCGUCGAUAAACAGCGUCAAUGGUGCCUAUACGACCUACAAGUCCGGGUCAGAGGCAAACAGCUACUUCGAAGCUGACGCGUCAUUGUCUGUGCGAUACCUCGGCGUCUCCGGGAGUGUCUCUGCUUCCUACGCCACCGAGAAGAUGUUUCGUCAAGAGAAUCAAUACGCGUUCUACUCGUUCAAUUCCUCUACCUACGUCGCUGUGUUGCGCGACUGGGCCGAUUUAUUGAACGAGACCGCGUUGAAGAGGAGGCUGGAAACCAUGCCGAGGCCUUUCGAUGCGAAUAACGAAAGCCAUGUCAACGAGUGGAAAGAGUUCUUUGACUCAUGGGGCACUCAUGUGAUCUUGAACGCAACAUACGGAGCAAGAUAUCAGUUGGAAGUUCACGCAUCGAACUCGGAGAGCUCUGUCAACAAUCGCUUCUCCAGUAGCGUUCAAGCCUCUUACAACGGCAUCAUGGCUGGCGGGGAUUUCGAUGCGUCAGUCAAGUCGGAGGAGCAGUACAAGACUUUUACGGAUUUCAAGCAGCAAAACAUUGCUGUCAAGGGUGGCGAUGCGAACCUCUCCAAUAGGUUGGGAGCGAUACCUUCCGAUUAUGACCUUUUCAUCGAAUGGGCCGAGUCGGUCGCGUCUUUCUCCGACCUGUGCAACUUUACGAUCAUCGACGUCUGGACUUUAAUGAGGGAGGCAGUUGCCAAAGAACUGAGGGAUCUGGCGGGAGACGCAGAGAAAGCGUACAAACACUUGUCGUCGCACCGCAAUGUUUACCAGACGCAGGUGACAUUGACCAUCGAGUCCGACUGGGCCGAAUUCGGGUUACUGACUCCUAGUGCCGUCAUCGUUCCGGCCCCCAACGCAGAAAUUCCAUCGAAGACGGUCUUCACAGAGACCCGUGUCCAAUGGGGCAAGGAGUUCAGCCACCAAUACGAGCGCAAAGACAUCAGGUUCAUGAUCAUCAACGACGGCUCACCAAUCGAUUUCUACAUUUCUCACGGGAGUAAAGCGGGACAAGGCCAAGGAAAGGCAACUGUGAUCAUCGAGUCGGCCCACUAUACGAAUGACAAGAUCACCGAUAACUUCUGGAACACCGAGUGGUACUAUCAGAAGCCAGCCGCAGGAAGAAAGAUCCCUACAAAGUUGUCUCGCUCCAAAGCUCCGCAGAAAUGGUCCAACGUCUUGAGUGGGUAUCUGCACGAAAUCGGGUUCUACGAGCACAAGGAUGCCAACGUUGCAGCUGCCGAAGAGUUACUGGAAUUGGAAGAGGCCGCAGAAUAG
Messenger RNA from Pleurotus ostreatus (oyster mushroom), 1473 nucleotides. RefSeq lists its product as uncharacterized. The transcript has 7 exons. The coding region runs from base 1 to 1473 and encodes 490 amino acids. The record is from RefSeq and is a predicted model, not a curated record. Lineage: Eukaryota; Fungi; Basidiomycota; Agaricomycetes; Agaricales; Pleurotaceae.